CCUGGGCUGAAUUUGUAUUUACAUUGGAUGCACUGUUGGUCUUGGUUAAGUGGCGAAAGGAGAAUCCAGUAACAUACACAGCUAGGGACGCGAUCCAUACGUUUCGGAAUUGCACAACUGGCUAGACUUGUUGAGGAAACGACCAAUGCGUGCAUGAAAGGAGUGUUUUCUGCAAUUUAAUCUGUCCUACGUCUUCAUCGCGUCUCGUGUAUCUGCUAAAGUGUCAUCGGCGUUUUACCAAUCGAGAAAGAUCACAAAUUUACGCUGGAUUUUCAAUAAUAAGAUGUAAUUUGGGGUGAUUUUAGGGCGAGGAUAUCAAGAAAAAAGUUUGUGCUUUUCAGCUCGAGUUCCGAUGUGUUUUGUUCUGUGUGGCCGGAGUAAAUGGAACAACAUUUGAAGAAUUGCUACAAAAUGAGUUGAAGUGGACACCUUUGCAAGCCAAGACCUUUAUACUUGGGCCUUUCUAACUACAUAGAUGGGUUUGCUACUGCGAAUCUCGACAUUUUUACUUGCGGUUUGGACUUGCCAAGCAUGUAAAAACUCCUCACAUGCCGUGACUUCGUUCCAAGAAUUGCUUUCUGGGUCUGGUGGAUUUGAGUUUUCAAGUCAAUACGAUGUGAAGAACUUUAGUAACUUAUUAUUAGACAGUGCCAAUCAACAACUUGUUGUUGGAGCAAGAAACCUUAUUAUACAGAUUGAUCUCGGAAAUUUCUCAUCAUUUAAGGUGUUGAAGUGGGAACCAUCUAAAGAAAAUGUCAGAUUCUGCACCCAAUCUCGUAGACCAAAGGAGGAAUGUUAUAACUACAUCCUCGUUCUGCAGCCAUACCAAGGGAGACUCUUUACCUGUGGAACAAAUGCUUACACCCCUACCUGUAAAUGGAUUAAACUGAGUGACUUGUCGCCUGCUAGUGGCACCGACAGUAAUGGCAACGUGUUCCGAGAAGAUAUGGAUGGCGUGGGCCUGGUGCCGUACAGCCCAAGAUACAAGAGCACUGGUAUCAUGUCAGAUCAAGGGCGGUACUACGCAGGCACGAUGAUGGACGGGUCAGCGCGGGAACCAAUCAUAUUUAGCCUUGACUUCAAGCGGCGCUAUCGUAUGCUGAGGACCCUGCGUGGGGAUGACAAGUGGCUCAGUGAUGCGGAGUUUGUGACGAGUUUCGACGUAGGGCUGUACGUGUAUUUCUUCUUUCGUGAAGCAGCCGUCGAAAACAUGAAAUGUGGGAAAACACGAUAUUCCCGCGUGGCGAGGAUAUGUAAGGGUGACUAUGGAGGCAGUGAAUAUGUCAUGAAGAACACAUUUGUCACUUUCAAUAAAGCACGGCUCAACUGUUCGACGACAGGGGAGUACCCGGCCUAUUACGACCUUAUUCAGGACGUUUUCUUCGAUUCAAACAGAGGCGUGUUUUAUGCUGUCUUCACAACUCAACCUAAUGGCGUUGCUGGCUCAGCAAUCUGCGCCUACUCACUUGACGAGAUCAAUCGUGUCUUCAACGGAGACUACAAAUAUGGCGACGACAAGACCGGGGAGUGGUCCGUGCAAACAAACGAGCAUCACUUCGCUAACUGUACCGUGAAAAAUACCAGUCACGUUCCGAUCAGUCCUGAGUGGAAAAGGAAGCUUGUUCCUGAGGGGAUGAUGUCUACGCCUCUGUUCACAAAACCUGCGUUCGACGACUCGAAGCGCUACCAGCUCAUGGCCGAGGCGGUGCAACCGGCGACACAAGCAGCGCACUACAUUAUUCAUGGCACCAGGUUUUCUUCUGUAGCCGUACAUGUUAUCAACAACGCGUUAGUGACUUACGUCGGCACAGAAUCUGGGUCCGUGUUGAAGCUCUUUACGCCUGAAGGUCACGAGAGCGCAUGCGUCAUCGAGGAGAUUAGAUUGUCAACGCAGAAGGGUAGCAGCGAGCCCGUGACGUCACUCAGGCUGGAUGUUGCCAUGAAUGCUGUUUACGUUGCAACCCAGAGUAAGCUUGUAAAGCUUCGGCUUGCGCGAUGCUCUCAGCACACGGAUAGAAGGAGUUGCAUGGACGCACAUGACCCAUAUUGUGGCUGGAAGAAGGAAGCUAGUGCCUGCACUCCGUGGGAUUCGAGUUCCAAAGGUAGCUGGGAACAGGAGCUUAAUCGAUGUCCGGUGGCAAAAGCAAAGUGGUCGAGCUGGUCGGCAUGGGGCGUAUGCACCCAGCCUGAUAACAACGUGUGUCAAUGUCGCACCCGCGCGUGUCGUCACGCUUGUGAUCCAAGUGAAUGCCGAGGGGAGCAAGCACAGCUCAAGGAAUGUACAGUGGACAGAAGUUCGUGGGCGGAUGAGGCCACGUGGCUAAGGGAAGGAGUGAUCCACGGUGGAUGGACCAAUUGGGCGGCUUGGAGCCAGUGCUCAGUCACACAGGGCAGCGGUUUUCGUGUGCGCACCCGAGCAUGUGUUAACCCACCACCGCGUAAUGGCGGCCGGAAGUGUUUAGGGAACUCGGAGGAAGUUGACAGCUGCUCUGUGACCGUGCCUUUAGAAGAAAAGCGCUUAGACUUGACGUCCGAGCUAUUGGGCGUGGUCGGCAAAGAUGACAUGGCCAUGCGGCACAGGUACACCUGUAAGGUGAAGGGCUACAGCCUACAGAACAUGACUCUGGAGCUGACCAAGACCGAGAGCAUCGACUGCAUGUACAACGCGGAGAUCUGCAACCUUCCAACUGAGGCUCCCGUGGGGGUGUGGGCUUUGUGGUCCGUUUGGACCAAGUGCCGCUUUGUCGGAAUGCAGCGACGCGAGCGCGUUUGUUUCGAUACAGACAAGCCCUGUCAAGGCUUGGACCACGAGGUGCGGGAGUGCCAAGUCACGCGUCCCGAUACCACCACGCCCACCAUGCCUACCACUCUUGCACCAAUCAUUACCUCACAGCCAGUUCCAGACCUGCGAUGGGACGAGUGGUCCGCGUGCAAAUGUAACUUGUCUGUCAAGUUCAUCCUGGAGGAGGAGCAAAAGCAGCCGGUCGGGCUGAUGCACAGAAUGCGGCGAUGCCGGGACACCCAUCCGGACGAUACGCGCUGCAACCGAGACAACGUGCAGUACGAGAUAUGCUUCUGUAAGAGCACUGAAUCUGGCGUCCUCGCACGAUCCUUGGACGAGGAUGUUUUACGCAGGCCUGUAGGAUACCGUCUGGGGGAUGUAGUGGGGGCGGCGAUCGUCACUGGCGUCCUCUGCAUUCUCUUGUGCGCAAUCCUCGCCUACUGUCUGAUAAAGCGCCGCAAGAAAUUCGACGUAUCCCGGGCUCAUGAGAAAAGCAUGAGUGAAAGUUUCAGCGAGAGCAGAUACGAAAGGACUAAUGGGACUGACUGCCCUAGUAUCAGCAGAGAAAAGAAUAACAGUUCAAAGCUGCAUUCAGUCAACGUUAAGGGCGGCAGAUCAAUAACUGAUUUCUUUCUAAAACGCAACACAAGUCCAGAGGCCGUCUAAUCUAUAGGUACAGGAGUUCCAUAGGGUAUAAAAUACAGAGUUUGGUACUAGUGAUGCAAAGCUAGAUCUUCCCGCAAGGGCAACAGAACUUGUUCUUGUUUGAUCCACACUGGAUGGCGAGCUAGGACACGCAAAUAUAUCAUUUUCGUGAGCUCUUAUGUUUUUUUUUAGAAGAAAUGGCAAUUAUAUCAUAAUUUCCAAUCGAGAUUAUCUUAACUGUAUGUUCCAGACGUUCGCAGAACAUAUUUCGGAAGGAUGAAAUAAGUCUGGGAACCGAGUUAUUUCGCGUUAUUUGUGCUCGUUACUUUUGGUUAUUAGUGCUCUUUACUUUUGGUACUCGUUACUUUUGGUAGAUCUUCGUUCAUAUUGUUUGGGGUAAACGUUUGUUUGAUGAGGGAAACGCGCGAGGCCUGGAACGGGCUGCACACAGUCUGCUAAGACCACGGUAAUACCCUCCAUAUUUGUUGUAUUCACCCAUUAACUUAUUUAUAUAGUGUAUAUAGAGGGUAGUUAGGAUUGAUUAAGAGAUUUGUUUGUGUGUUUGAUUGCCUGGGUUAGGGUUAAAUUACUAAUUCAUUCGCUUUAAGUUGCGAGAGCAAAAGUAAAUCGAGAGAAUUUAUUUCUAUUCGCCAAUAGCAAAAAAAAUAAUGGCUAGUGUUGGCUGGCCCAAUUCCGAAAUCGUUUUACAACUGGCCAAUGAGUCUUGCCGACCGACUGUCACGUGGUGCCGUAUAAGGUCACGUUUUCAUGUCACACUGUUACCCAGGCUCUUCAAUGAUUGAGCUCAAAGGCUGGGAUUUAAAGGCCUAUGUAUAAUACAUUACGCUUGCCUGCUGACAAAGCUAUCAUAUACCAAUACCAUCACAUAGAUAUUUUGAACAGGACCACAGUUUUCGUAAAAAUACGAGGUGUAGAUAAAUAGUCGACGGAUAAAAAUUAGUUAACAGAGUUAAUUUCUGCAAUUACAUCGUUCGACUUGCAUUCAUUCUUUUGUAAUAUAAAGUUGCAAAUAAACAACUAAAAGCGUUAAUGUAAAAAAGAUUUAACUUAUAAAUACAAAGUUUUGUUGUAAAUAAAUAUCA
This is a messenger RNA of Nematostella vectensis (starlet sea anemone), 4530 nucleotides long. RefSeq names its product semaphorin-5B. NCBI's taxonomy places the organism in Eukaryota, Metazoa, Cnidaria, Anthozoa, Actiniaria, Edwardsiidae. Gene Ontology annotation, biological process: neural crest cell migration; negative regulation of axon extension involved in axon guidance; positive regulation of cell migration. Gene Ontology annotation, molecular function: semaphorin receptor binding; chemorepellent activity. The record is from RefSeq and is a predicted model, not a curated record. The transcript has 25 exons. Bases 476 to 3448 code for a protein of 990 amino acids.